AUGAUUCUGAUCGGCUUACUCUUCUUGCUAUACGCCUCCGUUUCCCUCCAGUACCAUAUCCCCUUCGCCAGUCAUCGUCGUGACUCGGUCCUCCCUGUGCGAGACAGCAGUGAAGAGAUUCAUUCCAACAGGGUGGCCAUAGUGGAUGAUCAACCCACAGAUAUCCAUCUUGGUCAGCAUGACGCCGUUAGCAAGGCACGCCUUGGUGAACGAUGUGGCCCUGGUAAGAAGAAAUGCGAGUCAUACCUGUGCUGCUCUUUAGCUGGUUUCUGUGGCAUGACGGCCGCCCACUGCAUGUCUCCGGAUUGUCAACUUGGCUAUGGCACAUGUGACGCUGAUAGAGUCCCUGAGGGCAAGUCUACCAAGAGAAUUCCACGCCCACACAUAGGAGGGGUCCCCUACGGCGAAGUCAUUGUGACUUGCAAGGCACCUUUUACAUUUGCUAUGACGUACGAUGAUGGUCCCAGCGAGUUCACCCGUGACCUCCUGGACAUCCUUGACAAAUACCAGGCUAAGGCCACAUUUUUCAUUACCGGUGUGAACAACGGAAAGGGACAGAUAGACGACUUCACCCGCCCAUGGGGUGCAUUGAUCCAACGUAUGCAUUACAGUGGUCAUCAGAUCGCCAGUCAUACAUGGUCUCAUCAAGAUCUAACGGAUUCACGUAAGCAACGCAAGAAGCAGAUCCUGCAUAACGAGGCUGCUCUUAGAAAUAUCAUGGGCGGAUUUCCAACAUACAUGCGACCUCCUUAUUCCAAAUGUGACGAGGAUUGUCUGAGGGAUAUGGAGCAGCUUGGGUACCAUGUGAUUUCCUUUAACAUGGAUACAGCCGACUAUCUCAAUGACGACCCCGACAAGAUUCAACUAUCCAAGGACAUCGUCGACGAAAAAUUGACUGGUCCAAACCUCGAUGGUCGUCCCUACCUUGCUAUUGGACAUGACAUUCAUGCUCAGACAGUCUAUAACCUGACCGAACACAUUCUACAGCGUAUCAACGAUGCCGGCUACCGAGCAGUCACUGUCGGGGAGUGUCUGGAGGAUCCUCGUGAUAACUGGUAUCGCUGGGACUACAGAUCUUCUUAA
Messenger RNA from Talaromyces amestolkiae, 1083 nucleotides. RefSeq lists its product as uncharacterized. Lineage: Eukaryota; Fungi; Ascomycota; Eurotiomycetes; Eurotiales; Trichocomaceae. Gene Ontology annotation, molecular function: hydrolase activity, acting on carbon-nitrogen (but not peptide) bonds; chitin binding. Gene Ontology annotation, biological process: carbohydrate metabolic process. The coding region runs from base 1 to 1083 and encodes 360 amino acids. The record is from RefSeq and is a predicted model, not a curated record. The transcript has 2 exons.